CCUGAAUCCCUCUUCAACCUUCUGCUUUCUGGAGGGGCACCUUCAACCAGGUCCGCGGUGCACUGGCAGCGGCUGUCUUAGUUGUAAAGAAUAACUGGAAAUAAGACUUUUAGACAGACACAAUGUCGUUCCUCACUGUCACCAGGCUAGCGCCCAAACUACUUAAUUCAAAGAAUGCCUCUUUCCUAUUUGUGGCUGCCAGAAAUGCCAGCGCAUCAACAACAAAUCUGAAGGAUGUCCUCUCAGACCUCAUUCCUAAAGAACAGACCAGGAUCAAGAACUUCAAACAACAGUAUGGGAAAACCAACAUAGGGCAGAUUACUGUAGACAUGGUCUAUGGGGGUAUGAGGGGAAUGAAGGGUCUGGUGUAUGAAACCUCUGUGUUGGAUCCUGAGGAGGGCAUCCGCUUCAGGGGCUACAGUAUUCCAGAGUGUCAGAAGCUGCUGCCUAAAGCUCCAGGAGGUGAGGAGCCACUGCCCGAGGGUCUUUUCUGGCUGCUGGUCACAGGACAGGUCCCAACCGAGGAGCAGGUGAACUGGGUGUCCAAAGAGUGGGCAAAGAGAGCAGCACUGCCCUCUCAUGUUGUCACCAUGUUGGAUAAUUUCCCGACAAAUCUGCACCCCAUGUCCCAGUUCAGCGCUGCCAUUACAGCUCUGAACAGUGAGAGCAGCUUUGCACGGGCCUACUCUGAGGGAGUCCACAAGUCCAAGUACUGGGAGUUUAUCUAUGAAGAUUCUAUGGACUUGAUUGCCAAGCUCCCCUGCAUUGCUGCCAAGAUCUACCGUAACCUGUACCGUGAAGGCAGCAGUAUCGGAGCUAUCGACUCCAACCUCGACUGGUCCCACAACUUCACCAACAUGCUGGGCUACAGUGAUCCUCAGUUCACUGAGCUUAUGAGGCUCUACCUCACUAUCCACAGUGAUCAUGAAGGAGGCAAUGUCAGUGCUCACACUAGCCACCUAGUGGGGAGUGCCCUGUCUGACCCCUACCUGUCCUUCAGCGCUGCCAUGAAUGGUUUGGCCGGUCCUCUCCAUGGCCUGGCCAAUCAGGAGGUACUGGUGUGGCUGACUGCUCUGCAGAAGGAGUUGGGAGGAGAGGUGUCUGAUGAGAGGAUGAGGGAUUAUAUCUGGAACACACUCAAGUCUGGAAGGGUGGUUCCAGGUUAUGGCCAUGCUGUCCUAAGGAAGACUGAUCCACGUUAUACCUGCCAGCGUGAGUUUGCCCUGAAGCAUCUGCCCAGUGACCCCAUGUUCAAGAUGGUUGCCCAGCUUUACAAGAUUGUACCCAAUGUGCUCCUGGAGCAGGGUAAGGCCAAGAACCCCUGGCCCAAUGUAGAUGCUCACAGUGGAGUGCUGCUGCAGUACUAUCAAAUGACUGAAAUGAACUACUACACUGUGCUCUUCGGUGUGUCCCGUGCUCUCGGCGUGCUGGCCCAGCUGGUGUGGAGUAGAGCCCUGGGCUUCCCCCUGGAGCGCCCGAAGUCCAUGAGCACAGAUGGACUGAUGUCUCUGGUUGGAGCAAAGUCAGGCUGAAGCACCAACCUGGAAGUAGCUGUGGGUUAGUGUUAAGGGUGGGAGGAGGUGGAAACAUCAAAAAGCAGACAUAAGUUGACCCCUUGUCAUUUCCAACCCCAGGGAUUUAGAGGAUUCAAAGAGACAGUAUGCGUUUAAUGCCAUUUCACAAAAAAAGGGCCUUUUUAAAUUGUCAUAGCAUUAGUCUUCAAGUGUGUUUAGUUAAUCACUGACAGGCUUUCCAAUCAUGUCUCUCUAUCUAAAACAUGAGCAGAACAAACUUUAUAUAUGGCCACGGUAGGCUCAAACUACCUACCACUUUUAGGUCUGCUAGCAUUGCUAAGAUUUCCCCUGAGCGGUGCUUCUCAUUGGACACUGGGUCUAAACUAAGAAUAGGUAGUGGCAUUCAAAGGGAAUUGUGCAUUUCCUUUGUAUUUAAGCUUCUACGUUUAAAAAUCUGACUAAAUCUUUUUGGCCAAUACAGUGAUGUGUUGUAGAGGAUACUUCCAAGCAAAAUACAGUUUUGUCACACAGCUCUAAUUUUAUUUUUUCGUCUAUGCAAAGUUGUCAUCCCACCCAGUUGAUCGAUGCGUUUCACUCCCACUUAUGAACACUCCAGUGUAACGGGAAAAAAAGGUCCUCACUAGUAAAAAUCCUAGAAAGCCGUUUAAGAAAAAAUAUUUGUUUAAAGACACUGCCCCUUUAAAUCUCUGGUCUCUUUUUUUUUUUUCUCUCUCUCUCUAACUUGUAGUUUUUUCUUUUUUCUAGAUGACCUGUAAUACCUCUAUGAUCAAAAUAACAGUCUUUAUUAAAAUUUGUUUCCUUGAUCUUAUUUUCCUCAAAAUAAUUUCCUAUUUUUUUAAUGGGUUUCUUAUAUUACGAAUCGCUGAGAAUCAGGACUAAUGAAGGUAAUUGAUACAGAUUUGAGCAAAGGGUGUUGUAACUGGCAACCUGUAGGGAAUCCUUAAGAGCAAGCUUGAAUAAAAACAGGAUGGGAGGGGGGGGCUUUGUAGAGUUUUGUUUUGUUUUUAAGUCUUCUUUUAUUUGACUGUAUGUUCAUGUCUUUAUCCCAGCAGUAGAGCACUUCAAAUAACAAUUGUAAAGUUAUGAUGUAUUUGAUUGGAUUUCCUAAAUUGUAACAGUAGAAAAUCUCCCCCCUUUUUUUCUUUUGGUGUUAAAUGAUGUAUGAAAAUAUAUUUGGGUUUGAAUUUUGUUGUUGUGGUUUUAUUUAUACUCUGUGUACAUAGGUAUAUAUAUGUAUAGCAUUAAUGUAUGAGCUGUAAGCAUUCACUUGCUGCUUAUAACCACAAUGAGCACCACAGUUUACCAGCAGUGUAGUCGUGCCCACUAUAUGUCCAGUUUCGCUGGUCACUGUGAAUUUCUGACAAUGAACAAAAAAAAAAACAACUGCAGCUAUCUUCUGUAUAUAGAGUUUAUUCCCAAGCUCUGUUUCCUCAGCUGGUGCUGUAUUUCAGGUAUUUCACUUGAAUGUGUCAAGCUUGCUCUUAAGUUCUGGGUUUCUCAACACUCCAUUUUUGUCUAGUUAGAGUUCUUGCGUAUUUCCUCCUAAGAAUACUCUUUAACGUGUUCGCUCCGAUACUUGAUUCUCUCUGCUCUGCUCUUCUGGCUUUUUCGGGCACGUGUUUUGUGUUUUAUUGUAGCGUUCUUCCAUUUGGCAGGUUGUUCAACAGAUGUGGUUAUUUUGAUCGUAGAGGAGCUUAAGGGUUGUAACUGGGGGGAAUCAUUAGAGAAACACUUGGGGGCGGGGGGACAGGGCUGGAUGGGUCAAAUGGGCAAGAAAAGCUUGAAACAACUAUUGGAAAACCUUAGAAAUAAAUGAAAAAUAAAGGUUUUUAUUAACACUU
This is a messenger RNA of Haplochromis burtoni (Burton's mouthbrooder), 3376 nucleotides long. RefSeq names its product citrate synthase (gene cs). The transcript has 11 exons. The record is from RefSeq and is a predicted model, not a curated record. The coding region runs from base 123 to 1532 and encodes 469 amino acids. Lineage: Eukaryota; Metazoa; Chordata; Actinopteri; Cichliformes; Cichlidae. Gene Ontology annotation, biological process: tricarboxylic acid cycle; carbohydrate metabolic process; citrate metabolic process. Gene Ontology annotation, cellular component: mitochondrial matrix.